UGUGCCUGUUAUGUUUGGAAAGUGUAAACCUGAAGACAUAAUAAUAUUGAUCGUUCGCUUGUAAAAAUUUUAUUGUGUGGUUUUCUUUGUAAAUACAGUAUGUUCACCUGUGAUCGAAUUAAUUAGUCAAGUAAAUGUUUUAUUCUAAAAUGCAUGCCUGAUUGUAAUAAUAAAGAUAGUAUUAACUCAUAGGCCCUUUAAAGAAAUGGAUGACCAAGCAGCAACCAAUCAACAACACUUGGAACAAAACAAUAAUGUAGUCAGUCAGAAUGACGGCGCCGUUGGUGGCGGAUUAGAACCCUUGCCGGGGGAUGAAAAUUUUUCUCCAUUGUCUGAGUCAGAUAUCUGUAACUACUGGUCAGAAGAGGAAUUCGAUCGGGACCCUCAUAGAGCUUUAUUUUACGAUGCGUAUCGCUCUACAACGGCCUCCCCCGACCUUGACGAUGACGAAGUCGAAGCCGAGCGGCCCGGAGAAAAGAAGCCACUAUCUCUGAUGGAUGACUAUGAACUGUGGGACUACAUGGACGAAGAGACGCUCAAGAAGCGACUGAAAAAUCAUCCGGAGCUGCUGGAACAAAUCACUAGAAAGCGGAAACGAAUGGCGGAACUUGAAGAAAAUGAUGGCGAUGAUGACGACCUGUGCGCUGUCAUGCAACGCAGUGCAAAAGUGUCCAAAUAUAGCGAGCACACGACAGUUUGCUAGUGUUAGUCUGUUUCAGGUUUCAUUUUAUAAUUUUAUUUUAUUUUUUACACCUGAUUGUGGCUACCCUAAUAUAUUAGAUAUUAUAUAUUUAAGUCGUUAUUCUUUCGAAUCUGUAACUAUUCGUGAAUGUAAAUAUAUU
Molecule: messenger RNA, 842 nt
Organism: Sabethes cyaneus
Lineage: Eukaryota; Metazoa; Arthropoda; Insecta; Diptera; Culicidae
Exons: 2
Coding region: 206-703 (165 amino acids)
Source: RefSeq, a predicted model, not a curated record